UAGGUUGCGGACGCACGCACCGCGUCUGUUUACGAAGGUACGGAUUGACCCCUACAUGUCCGAAUAUAGCGUUAAUCGUCCAGCUUGAGCUAAAAGUAAGAAUGGCGUUUUUGUAAAUACCGACGCGAUUUUUUAUGUCGGUGUGUGUUUACGUUUGAAUGCACGUGUGUUUACCGUAAGAUGACGUGGUUAAUCUCCGCUGCGGAGACGCGCCAGUGAGCUAUGCUCUUUCUAACCUUCCGAGGAGGCACUUUGACAACACAAAAGGUAUGGGGUUGGACUAGCACUCAAAGGUCCAUGAUAUCGACCUUGGCCAGGGCACGUGGUGGUGCAAGUCGCCUGCAGCCCUGCUGGGCCUCGCCAGCCAGGUUGUCCUCGAACCACAAUGCCGCCACCGGUUUACCAAGAAACCAGAUCCCUGCUGUCACUGGUCUAGUGAACACUACAUCUUUCCAGUGGUCCCAGACUCGUUUUAUUGGUGGUUUACCGAAGAUCCAGCCUUUCCACACAUCUGCAGUAUGCCUAAAGAAGCGGCCAAAGCCAGAGCCGCCUCCCAGAGAGCUGGAUCUGCUGCGCUAUGACAUGAAAGACUUGUGGAAGAGCCCCAAACCGGCCUUGUACCUUGGAUUCGCUAGGCUUAUCCCCUUUGUCGCCCUUCCUCUGUUUAUGGCUGCGACUGAGACCUACUUCCCAGAAUUGGCCUAUGCCCAGGUAGCAUAUGGCGCCGCCAUUGUUUCCUUCCUGGGAGGAGCACGCUGGGGAUUUGCGCUUCCUGAGAGCAGCCCAGCCAAACCUGAUUGGCUGAACCUGGCCAACAGCGUGGUUCCACCUCUGUUGGCCUGGGCGGCCAUAUUGCUCAGUGACAGUAUCAUUUCAGGAAUCACUAUGGUUAUUAUGUCGUUUGGGAUCUCCCUGCACUAUGACCUGUCUCUGCUGCCCACCUACCCCAGCUGGUUCAAAGCCCUGCACACCGUACUCACUGCCGUGGCAUGUUUAUCACUGUUAUCCACGCUUUUCGUGAGCCAAGUCUACCCAGAGAAGAUGAUUUUUUCAGAGUGAUAAAUUUAGUUGUACAAUAAAGAUGACAUUUAAAACUAAAAGGUGGAAAGUGGUGGGGUCUUUUGUAAAUUCUGACUUUUCCUUUUGUAAGUUUUUUUUAAAAUUAUUUCAACUCAGUUAUUUCUUUUGCUCCCAUGUCCCCAUUAUGUUUUAAUCACGUCUCAUUUUAGUCAUCUGCAUGUUUUUGUUGAGUUGUUCGUAUGUAUGAGAAUAAUAAAAUUGAUGCGG
Messenger RNA from Lampris incognitus (smalleye Pacific opah), 1287 nucleotides. Its product is annotated as transmembrane protein 69-like. Bases 223 to 1059 code for a protein of 278 amino acids. The record is from RefSeq and is a predicted model, not a curated record. The transcript has 3 exons. Lineage: Eukaryota; Metazoa; Chordata; Actinopteri; Lampriformes; Lampridae.